Messenger RNA from Solea senegalensis (Senegalese sole), 2603 nucleotides. RefSeq lists its product as uncharacterized. Lineage: Eukaryota; Metazoa; Chordata; Actinopteri; Pleuronectiformes; Soleidae. The record is from RefSeq and is a predicted model, not a curated record. The coding region runs from base 98 to 853 and encodes 251 amino acids. The transcript is spliced from 4 exons.
UGUUGUCUAUUCUGCUCAGCUAUUUAAAAAAUGUUGAAUAUCAACAAUGGCUUUCACUGGUGCAUUGUCAACUUUUGUAUGAAGCAAUCUUGGCUGAAUGAGAUGGGUCCCAGAGCAGGGAGAGCUCAGCUGCAGUGUGCACUACCACACCAGUGACUGCCUAGGUCUCCUGCUCUUUAUAUGUCUGCGCUGCUGCACUGGGAGGUGGUGGUGGUGGUGGUCCUCCUGUCCAAAUGGCUGUGGCUUGUUGAAGUCUGGACUGAGCUUCUGGGCUGUGGAUGUCAUCGCUAUCUUCCCUUUUUUUUUAGGGCCGGCUGACAGCCAGCUGUCGAAGGUGUGUCUAACAGAGGGAUUUGGAAGCUGCAGCACAACUGGAACCAGUCAGAGCUUGAAGAAGGAGCAGCAGGAGGAAGAUGGAUGGUCAGGAAUCGGCGGUGCCAGAAGUCCACCUGCAGCAGCCGACACCUCCACUGACAGCCCAGCGGGGGACAGUGAGGGUAACUUCCACCCAAGUUUCCCUCAUUCAUAUGAGCAGCGCCACCACGAGGAGACCACAAGUAGUGACACCCGCUUCAACCCCCACCUGCGACUUCAGCCCUCUCUCUCUCUCUCUCACCCACUCCCUCUCAAGUCCAAGGAAAUCCUGGGUGAGGGAAGGAAGGAUGGAGCCUUCAGGGCCGGAGCUGCUGGGGCAGGCUGCUCUCCUGGGGGUCAGCCUGUGUCUUGGUGCAUGGGGCUGUUUCCAGGCCCAACCAAGUCCAUUUCAUAUUCAAAUGUUACAAUCAGGCCUCUGACCCACAGGGGGCUCUUUAUGGUUGCGGCCCCAGGUCGCAGGGUCAAGAUGGUGAUUUAAUAGCUGAGGCAGAGGAAAGGAGCGGGGGAGCCAAGUGAUUUACGGGAUGAAUGAGUAAUAAAAAAGCAUUUUUCUUAAGUUGUCAUGUAAAUUUUCGAUCCCCAUUGAAGAUGAGGCUCGCUCCACACUAGAGGGCCUUCCCUCGGUGGCUUUCUAGUGGACUUCACCCAUUGAGAAUGAAGAAAGUCCAUUUUCUGCGUCUACUCUUGACUUGUGGUGGGUGUAAACAGUAGCUGAUGGUUAAAGUGUCUGAGGAUUAAGGAUGGAGAUAAGGACAAGUUAAAGAGCUGUCAUGCUUGUGUGGUGCCACUGAGUCUCGGAUGUCCUCAUGCUCUGGAGUGGCCUGUUAUUCCUGUCCCCGUGGGUGUGUUCUCAUCGCAGCAGCUCCAGUAACAUAGGAGGGAUGGUGUGUUUAUAUAUGUAUGUGUGGGAUACGACGAGCUAGAGCUGGGAGUGCAUGCUUGUAUACAGUACUGUGUGUUUACUAGUUACCUCAAAUGACUAUCUGUCAACAGGUGGUUGCUAGUAGGCACAGUCAACACUUAGAAGUGACCCAUGGAAUGAUUUGGCAUGUCAUUUAGAUGUUUUCUUAUUGGCAUCACACCAAAUUCUUGUCUUGUUCAUGACUCACAUGGUGUGUCCUGUUCAGGUCUUCCCUUUACCUGACGCACUCACAGGCCCAACCCUCCCAUCGUACAGCAUCAUCAGACACGAGGAUGUUUCUUAUUUUCAUUCCCCACUUGUCAACGUCACCGUGGAUUUGGUUUUGUAAUGUUAAAUCAAGCAAUAAAAUAAGUGCCGCGUCCAGCCCAUUGAUGCAAUCAGCACUAAUAUUCCAUGGGUGUUUCCUUUGGUCAUGCAUCAACCCUCUAUGAGGAUUUGCAUGAUUUUCUUUUUGAGUUAUACAACUGACAAAAGAGCAGAUGGAUACAACCAAAAACAUUUCACCCUUUCUUCAAUUGGCCUAUGUCCCUAUUACAAGAAUUUGAGGGGGUAAUUAACGGCCUUUGUGACCUCUGUAAUUCCCUGUAUGUUGGCCUGGAUCAUUCGUCUCUCCGUCACUGUAUUGCAAGGAAUGAAACACCCAUACCUCACAGUCCUACGGUGGCCUGGAAGUGCAAACCAUUAUUACAAAAAUGUUAAAUGUGUUUACAAAGCUUGAGACAAAUUUACAUUUUACAAAAGCCACAGUCCUUACAGAAAAUGAUAAAGUGAGCAGUCAAUUCAGUUUGUUUUUCACAGUAAGACACAUAAUAUUUCACAUACUGUUUAACAUAAAAACUGCCAGGACGAGGCUUGUGGAAUGAGAUUAAAACCUUUAUUUAUUUUAUUUUAUUUUAUAGAAUUAACCAAUACAGUGAACGUUACAGCAACAGUUUAAUAUAAGAAGUAGUAAAAACUUAACAACAAGUCGGGGGCUCUUACUUUGAAAGCCAGGUUGAAAGGAAGCAGCGCUACAUUGGCUGAUUGGCUGUGGUGCGUCUGGUCAGCUGGUAACUGGUUCAUUUGUUUACAGUGGAACAGCCAUCCGUUAAAUUUGUUUUGCAAAUGUGUUCUCGAUUAUAUAUACGUUCCGUUUCCGUAAGAAUUCCAGGCCACCGUACACUCCAGCUAGAUGUCGGGAGCUUUUUUUUAAAAGCUCCCGACAUCUAGCUGGAGUGUAAAGAUGUUUCUCUUCUGCCUUGGUUUUAUUUGAUCUUAUUUCUAUUUUAACUGUUGUUUUUAUUUGGAUUUGUCUGUACAGCACUUU